This is a messenger RNA of Etheostoma cragini (Arkansas darter), 3451 nucleotides long. RefSeq names its product 1-acylglycerol-3-phosphate O-acyltransferase 5 (lysophosphatidic acid acyltransferase, epsilon) (gene agpat5). The transcript is spliced from 8 exons. NCBI's taxonomy places the organism in Eukaryota, Metazoa, Chordata, Actinopteri, Perciformes, Percidae. Bases 653 to 1750 code for a protein of 365 amino acids. Gene Ontology annotation, cellular component: mitochondrion; endomembrane system. The record is from RefSeq and is a predicted model, not a curated record. Gene Ontology annotation, molecular function: acyltransferase activity.
UUGAUGUUACAUUACGUAGCAAAGCGUGUGUGUGACAUUUGCUGCAAGAAGCUAGUUGAUGAUAAGCUGACCGGAUAAAGAUGAGCUUGUGAAAGCAAUAGAAUUUUUUUUAGCCUUUUAACAACUGAGCUGACGUUGGGGUUGCACUCAUAGACUGGUUGCACUCUGUUUUCGUAGCCACAUUAGAGAAAACAGUUUAAGUGAAAUGUAGCGUAAGGUAAAACUUGUUGUCUAGCUAAACACGUUAAAUAGCACGCUAACGCAUUUUCUUAACUUAUAACGUUACUGGAAGUGUCCGGGUUUAAGUGUUGUUCCGAUUUGUUCUUCAGAGAUGUUAAUACUAAUACUUUAAUUUCGUUUUAUUUCUAUUACAGUAUGGGUGGACGUUAGCGCAUAUUAGCCGACUUUGCUAACUGCCUUUUGCACACAAGGUUAUAAUUAGCUUUAGCCAGCUAGCUCUUCACUCCCCUUUUGCUGCAGCUUUCUCACUUUCACAUGCUGCUGACUUAUCAGGACCGGUGUGCUGAAAGCAGGCCAGGUGUGGUGUCAGAUAGAUAGGGUAGGCAACUUAUUCACGGUGCUCACAGAGUAGUACUGUCCUACAGUGUACUUCAGGGAUUUUUGUUACUUUAGUGGAGCCAAAGGUGGGAAAAUGCUGCUUUCCUUUGUUGUGCACACAUACUCGCUGCGGUACUGGUUUCCAGCCACAGUUAUGCUGGGAACAGCCCCAGUUUAUCUGCUGUCAUGGGGGACAUGGCGCUUACUCUCAACCGUCUUACCAGCGAGGGUGUAUCACAGGUUGGACGACCGGUUGUACUCAGUGUACCAAAGUAUGGUCCUGUUCUUUUUUGAAAACUACACAGGAGUUGAGAUUGUUAUAUAUGGAGAUAUACCAAAGAACAAGGAGAAUGUGAUCUACCUGUCUAAUCACCAAUGUACAGCUGACUGGAUCAUUGCUGACAUGCUCGCCAUGAGGCAGAGUGCCCUCGGCCAUGUCAGGUACGUCCUUAAAGAUGGACUCAAAUGGCUCCCGCUGUACGGAUGGUAUUUCUCUCAGCAUGGAGGUGCCUAUGUGAAACGAAGUGCAAAGUUUAAUGAAAUGGCGAUGAAGAAGAAGCUCUUCACUCAGGCUCAGUGUGGUGCACCAAUGUACCUUGUCAUCUUUCCAGAAGGAACUCGGUAUAAUCCAGAGCUCAAGAACGUUAUCGCUGACAGUCAGGCUUUUGCUACAAAAGAAGGACUGGCUGUUUUGAAACACACACUUACACCCAGAAUGAAGGCUUCUCACAUAGCCUUCGAGGCCAUGCAGGACCACCUGGACGCUGUGUAUGACGUCACAGUGGCCUACGAGGGAACGCUGGACGCCUCUGGUCAAAGAAAACCUGCGCCAUCAAUGCCAGAAUUCCUGUGCAAAGAAUGUCCCCGAGUCCACAUACACUUUGACCGCGUGGACAUAAAGGAAAUUCCUCCAGAGCCACUGUUUUUCCGCAGGUGGCUGCACGAGCGGUUUGAAAUCAAGGACCGGCUGCUGACGGAUUUCUACGAGUCAGAGGACGGAGACAAAAUAUGCAAGUUCCCUGGGGAAGGCAAACAUUUGCCUCUGAACCUUUCUAAAACCCUCCCAUCAGUGAUGAUCUUGGGGGGGCUGACACUGCCACUACUGCUGACGGAGAACGGCAGGAAACUGUACGUGAGGACCUGGGUGUACGGGACACUGCUGGGCUGGCUGUGGGUGAACGCUUUUCCUUAACGAACAGGGCAGAGGUUGCCACGAUGAGACGUGCAAAAGACAAGGAGAGACAUAGCCAUUUUCCUGUAUCACAACAACACAAAGUGUGUUCCAGAUGCAGAGCAGUAUCUGAUAAGAGGAUCAGAGAUUUAACCUAUGUGUCUGGCUCACUGUUGACCUUGAGCUGAAAGCUGAAUGGAGAUACAGAGUAAUAUUAAGCUUUUUGUGCUAUUUGCUCCCUUGCGUUAUUUAGAUUUGCAGCCUAAAAUGAUAAGAAAACAUGAGUGGAUUUGGUGAAAGGUAUUCUCAAAAAUGCCCCUUGUUAUCUAAUAUGAAAUACAAAUAGCUAUAUACCUCUUAAAGUAAUUCCCCCCCCCCCAUUUAGUCUAAUCAGUAUUAAUGCAUGCUCACUUUCCCGUCAAACACUGGCCAGUUUAAAAGCUCUGAUAUGACAUAUAACAAUGAAAAAAGUGUUGAUGAUAGAUUAUUAUUUUUUAAAUGCACUGAGUCAUUGGCAUUGGUUAUGUUAUUACGCCAAGUCCCAUGUUAGAAAGUUUAUGCACUUUGCUUAUUUAGAGUGAUGUUUUUACGUUUAGAACAAAAUAAACAGCAUAUAGUCUUCUUUUGGGGCUCAUAAACAUGACACCAGCUGCAUUGUUUACCAUAAAUAGUCAUUUGACAUCAAUUUAUUUUAUAUACUGAUAAUGAAUGUAGCUUUAAAACUCAUUUAUGCAAAUAUGAAAGUGAAUGUUUUUUUUUCAAUUUCCAACACCCGAGAUAUUGAUUUUACUAUUAAUGAUAUCCAUAAAAAAAUCUAUCUAUUGUACAUUUUUUAGUCUAUUCUACCAAUAAAUAUUGCUUUCAUCUCAAUGUCAAUCAUUGCCAAAACCUGGUGGUCUAAAUGUGUUUGAAGUUGAGCAAUACUAGUUUAAUGCCAGCCCAGAUGACCGCAAAGAAACUUGAUGCCUUUUUUUUGUCGGCUUAAAUACAUUAGAACUUGAUUUUUUUAAUAUAUACAGUAUAUAAUGGUAUAUUCACAGUUCCAUCACUUUUAUAUACAUUUGUUACUUUGAAUACCAUGUUACAGCUCACACAAGUAUCUACCUAGCAAAAAGCUGACAAAGCCAUGUUAAGAGUAUAUCACAGGUUCCUGUGAACUCAAAGCCAUUUAUAUCAUAAAUGUCCCUGUGUUAUGAAAUUCACUCUCUGUCCUCUGUUAUUGUUUACUGUAUUGCGACCAUUGCAUUUUCCCACGAGUCACUUUAUAUGUUUGCUGUCUCGUCCUUUUCUGGAGUUACUCUGUGAAAGUAAAUCUCAUAGUUUUUACAUGUUGCUCCAAUACCUCACUUGAAUAAGGCUUUCUUGUUCUUAAAUGACUGUUGUCAGUCAUUUUAUAGUCAUUUUUUUAUCCUGACAAGAUCUGACUAACUCAUGCAGAAAACUAUGUAGACAGUAUUUAAUGCCAACUGGUUUUGGAAAUGUGUGCCUUCUCUAUGGAAGAGAUGGUCCUCAGCCCUAGUCACCACUAGGUGACUGCACGGAAGUGCUCUGCUGGAGCAUGUGGUCACAUUGUACACAGUUUUUAGUGGCUUAUUUUGCUCAAAGAAUGCAUUGAUUUACACUUUUUGAGGACUCUUAUUAAACGAUGGAACCUUUUAUGUAUGUAAGUUCUGGACAUGGGUUGGUCAGAGUGAAAUAAAGUGGUUUUCUUUGGGGAGUCAA